ACUUCUACUCUGCCUGUUGGUAGCACAAGGCGAGUGAGUACUGUACCAACUCCCAUGCCAUUAAACGAAGAGCGAAAGCAUGAACUCAAGGCGUGGCUACUGUGCGUUCAGUGUCCAGAAGACAUUUAGGUGCUAAUUAAUAUGUUUGCGGCAAGGCUACAAAAUGCGGUUUAUCUUAUCAUCGCACGAGUCACCCUGUACGAGCGGGCAAUGUUAACUAUAGGACAAGUCGCACCAAAGGCGAGUUGUGCGCAGUUGCGGCUACUCAGUCGCGUUUCCACGCAACAUCGAUCAAGUCGCGACUUUAACGAGCGCCAGCAAAUAGAAAACAUGAGCCAGAGUCAGCUGAACACGGCCCAGUUGGUCUUCGAGGAGAAGCCGCUGCAUGUGCCCACACUCGAGGAACUGCAGCAGGUUAUACAGGGUGCGCUGUGCAAGAACUUUGUCUGCGCCACGGUUAAGGUGGGCGCCUGCCCCGAUUUGAGGGCCAAAGAGUACGGGUUGGUGGAGUCCGGCUUGGGCGGCAAAGCCACGCUGCUGGAGGUGGGCGGUCCGCCGUAUCUGCUGCCGCUGGUGCAACGGGAGAAGCUAUAUAAUAUCAAGGAGAUAACACGGCGCAUACAGGGUGCUGGCAAAAUAUUUGCCAUUGGCGCCGGCGCCGGACCCUAUCCCAUACGCAGCUCCAACUGCGAGGGCAUCUACAAUCUGUCGGUCAGCGCCGACGAUGAGCUGACCAACGGCAGCUACACGGCCACGGUGCGCGGCGAGCAGGAGGAAUGCGUGCUGGAGCGCAUACCCAGCACGGAGCCGCGCUGCGCCCUGCUGCUGAAUCUUUAUCUGAGCCGUGGUGAGCCGGGCUCCGUGCUGAAGAUCAGCGCCAAGCAGCGCAAGGGCGAGCUCAACUUCAUUGAGUGCAUACGCAAGGGUCUGGAGGAUCAUUAUGGAGACCAGGUCGUCGGCUUGGGCGGCAUAUUUGUGAUUAAGAAAGGCGCCGUCCACCAGCACGUGAUGCGUGACUUCAGCACGACGCCCAUUCACACCGACGAGGAGGUCAACCAGUGGCUCAAGUUCUACGAUAUGCCCGCCCAGCUAAACGCCUUGGGCACUCUGGUCACCAAGGAGCACGAUCUCGAUCUACGCCUGCAGCACUUCCACUCCUUCUCCUUCAGCAACUGGGGCGGUCACUAUCACUACGACACCACGCCCGACAUCGUUGAGUACGAGGCGUACCUCAAUGUCGCCGAGCGUGUGGUCCGCGUCGACAAGCCACUGGACACUCACAAAGUGGGCAGGGACUAGCCCAGAUGCCCCUAAGCUCAAGUCAUUGCUACUACGAUAAAUAAAAGACGUGAAAAACUUU
Molecule: messenger RNA, 1360 nt
Organism: Drosophila hydei
Lineage: Eukaryota; Metazoa; Arthropoda; Insecta; Diptera; Drosophilidae
Product: ester hydrolase C11orf54 homolog
Exons: 2
Coding region: 142-1299 (385 amino acids)
Cellular component (GO): nucleus
Molecular function (GO): zinc ion binding; hydrolase activity, acting on ester bonds
Source: RefSeq, a predicted model, not a curated record